This is a messenger RNA of Effrenium voratum, 1377 nucleotides long. Lineage: Eukaryota; Dinophyceae; Suessiales; Symbiodiniaceae. The record is from the annotation of a GenBank genome assembly.
AUGGACAAGAUCGGCAUGACGCUCUCUGCCGGGGUCUGGGGCUGGGUGCUGCAGAAGGUGCCCUGCAAGGUCCUACUCUCCGCAGGCUUGCUGGUGAACACCAUCUCUGUGGCCAUUUUUGCGGUGACGCAGAACAUCUACCUCAUGUACGCCACGAAGAUGUUGAUCGGACUCACGGAGGGCCUGCAAUGGGUCUGGGCCCCCUUGUGGGUCGCCAAGUGGGCGGACGAAGCCUCCCUGCCUCUGUGGAUCAACCUCUCCGGCUGCGUCUCUGCCGGGGUCGGCAACGGCGUCGGCACCCUGCUGGCGGGCUUCAGCACCGCCCACGGCCUGCCCUACGCCACCGCCUUCCAGUUCGAGGCGGCAGUUCUGGGCCUGCUGCUGGCGGUGAUUCUCUUCGUGCCUGCCGGUGCUCUCAAGAUCAGCAGUGCCGUGGAACGGGAGAAGGUAAAGGAAGAGAUCUUGGACUCCGACCGACGCAUUCGCUCCAUGUCGGACGACAUCUCCAACCUGGAGGGCGCGAAGGUGACGCGUCCGCGGGUUCGCUCCGGCAGCUUCUUGCACCCGGUGGUGCCCACCAAGGAUAUGUCCGUGGGUCAGCAGGUGCAGGAGCUGUGGCAGAACAAGCUCUUCUGCCGCGCCACCAUGGCCUUCGCCUCGGCCAACUACAUCAACGCGGGCCUGGCUUUUCUGUGGAUCCGUCUCUUCAUGGCCUUGUGGGGCAUGGAAAAGCAGCUGGCUGUGGUGAGCUUUCUUGUGAUCACCGGGGUAGGCGGGGCCAUCGGCAUCUCCAUCAGCAGCUCGGUGAAGGAGGGCUCCAACGCCCAGGUGACGCUGGGCUUCCUGCAGAAAGCCCUCUACGUGUCCUGCCUUGGAGCCGCCAUGAUGGUUGCAGGCCUGCUGCUGCAGCUGCUGUGUGGCCGGGACUACUUCUACCUCUUCCUGACCUUGGCCUGGUCGGGGGUGAUCCUGCUAUGCACGGGCAUCGGUAGCACCACCGGCCUCAUCCAGAUCGUGUGCAACAACUCGGUGGAGGAGGAGGAGCUCCGAAGCUUCGGCGUGGGACUGGCGCAGGGCACCAACAACUUGUUCGGCAUGUCCUUCGGGCCCUUGCUCCCGCAGAUGGUGAUGGACCUGCUCACGGUGUCCUUCGCCUUGAGCCCGGACCAAGCACUCUUCGCAGGGGCUGUGAGCGUGGCAGCAGUGACCUUCGCAGUGCUCGGGUGCGUGACGGCAGCCCUCGAGAUCUUGCCGGCGCAGUGUGCCACGCCGAAAGCGGGCGAACAGGCGCUGCCCAGCAUCGUCGAGGACGCAGCUGACCAACCACUGAUCCAUUCCUGGUGCUGCAACUACGAGCCUGUGCCGACGAGUGCGUGA